AUGUCGCUCGCGGCAGAUCCGUCUGUCUGUUUUCGUGCGAGUAGUGCUUGAAGCUUACCGCGAAAGAGGGUGAUCGAUACGCGAGUUGUCCAUUCCAGGUGGCUUUCGAUCGUAUGGUUAAUUUGGUUAUCUGUUCGCAAAGCACCGGACAUAUAUUUAGAGGAAGAUUUUUAUGAAGUCUUAAAUGAAUGUCAUUCAAAAGAAGAGAAGGAAGAUUAUGAUAGUGAACCUUUCAUAGACAAAGCGUUGGUGCGCCAAGCUUUGGUAAGAAGCACAUGGAGGAGCGCCUAAGAUAACCCAAAGUCGCUUGGAAACAGAACUUCGACUUGUUUUUACGCAUUGAAACCACGAGCAAACCAGGGGGCCGUAAAAUUUAAUAACAAUUUCGCCUUUUUCGUAUCCUUAUGCGCCGCCAUUCAUCGGCGAUUUUCUCGUGUGCGACCCCAGCUGCUGAAAAACAUACGUAACACGUCGCGAUAGGUUUUCUGUCGAGUAAACGCGGCUGGCUCCAAGUUUCUCAUCUGGAAAUAUCUAGCUGUACCGAGCAGUCAAAUAAAAGUGAUUUUUUUUUUCAUUCGCUUUCAACCAAAUAGCAGAAGCAGUAGAGUGGAGCGAAUUCCUGGAAUCAGCAAACUAUUCCGAAGAACUUACUUUUUGUGGAUGUUGUUUCUUUUCGUUCUUGUUUUGUGGCGUUUUCUUGACGUGUGUUUCGACAACGAAGGAAGCAAAACGAAGUGUACAAAUUGUAAUUACCUUCUAGCUUGAGUAGAAGCUGGGACCCUCGGGAGAGGUCUCUACAAGCGGGGCGCUACCGGCUUUUGCCAGAUUGGAGCCGGGUGUUGUCGUAUGUGUUUGAGUGUUUGUGAAAAAAGGGGAUUUUCGCCUUAAGAUAUAUCGCUGACUUCCGUUUGAUUUUCGGCCACAACUGGAAAGAAUUACUGUGGCAAAAUUUCCAGGAGCAGUCAGUUACGACGAAACAAAUGCGCCAGACACGAUUCGUGCAGUCUUAAUCGGUGGAAACGAAAAUAAAAGUGAAUUUUGGAUUAUUUGUUGCCCUCCGGGGGGUUGAGUUUCUAAUGUGGGAACGUCACGGAAGCAGUGAUUCGAAGAUUCUCCCAAGCAUGAUGGACAGCUGGAUGCAAGAAGUGGUGUCCAUGAUGGCAGGCGAUGGAACGUCUGCUAGAAUCAAACAGGAACUAAUCGAAACGUCUUGCUGCAGCCCUUCGCCAUCGUCUGCGGGAAGUUUGUCCCAGAGCAACAUACUGUACAGUGGAUCUCAAUCGGCCAAGAUGGAAUACGAAUGCAGCAGCAACAACGAUCUAGGGCAGCUCACGGAACUGCACGUGGGAAGUAACGUUACUGGAGGAGGAAACGGUGCCGGCGGUCCACAUUCGCCAGGUUCCCCGGAUCGGCAGUUUUGCAGCUCCACUACCUCGGCCAUCGGAGAUUUUGGAAGCGACAGCACCAACCAGGACCAGGCUAAGGAAGAAAUACCCCGGCGGUUGUGUUUGGUGUGCGGGGACAUUGCCAGUGGGUUCCACUACGGGGUGGCCAGCUGCGAGGCGUGUAAAGCAUUUUUCAAACGAACUAUUCAGGGAAAUAUUGAAUAUACUUGUCCAGCAAGUAAUGACUGCGAGAUUAAUAAACGGCGGCGGAAAGCGUGCCAAGCUUGCCGAUUCCGAAAGUGUCUUCUGAUGGGAAUGCUUAAAGAGGGGGUCCGAUUGGACCGGGUACGGGGAGGUCGGCAAAAGUAUCGGAGGAACCCGAGUGCGAAUCCGUAUCAGCUUCAGUUGACCCAGUCGAAUCCUCAGUAUACGCCGCAGUCGCUGGAGGACAUCAAAAUUCUGGAAGUAUUAUCGUCCUUCGAACCGGAUCCACUCACCAUCGGGCACGGAUACGAUCUGAUGAAUAGUAAUGGCAGCCAAGAUCAGGACGGCGAUGGUGGCGCCAGUAGUGGAAAGGUGUCCGAUUCCCGGAUGAGCAUGGGGGCGGACGCUCAGGAGAUACUUAGUACGCUCAGUGAUAUCUACGAUAAGGAACUGGUGGGCGUGAUUGGUUGGGCCAAACAGAUACCGGGCUUCACCGAUUUACCGCUGAACGAUCAAAUGCGGUUGUUACAGGUUAGCUGGGCGGAACUGUUGACACUGAUGUUGGCCCAUCGGUCACUUCCGUUUUCCGGUCGGUUGUACUUUGCCACCGAUUUCUGGUUGGACGAACGGUCGGCCAAGGAAUGUGGAGCUAUAGACCUUUAUAACCAUCUUGCUCAAAUCACCCAACGAUUGGAGAAGAUCUCAGCCACCAAGGAAGAGUAUUACCUGUUGAAGGCACUUUCCCUGUCGAACUGUGAUAUCCGGUUGGACAACUAUACCGCUCUCAAGAAGAUCCGUGAUAGCAUCCUGUAUGCACUCAACGACUGCGUUCUUCUAAUACGGCACAACCAAGCGGUUUCCCAUCAGCAACAGCUGCUGCUCCUGUUGCCAUCGCUCCGGCAGGCUGACUAUAUCAUCCGGAAGUUCUGGACUAAUGUACACAUCGAGGGCAACGUUACCAUGAACAAACUGUUCGUGGAGAUGCUGGAAUCGGUAUCGCGAUAAGCGGGACACUUGACAGAGGAGCUCUGGACCGCCCUCUCCAGCUAGGAAACAUCAUUGCUCCAACUGGUCUUUUGUGAAAGUUACCUUUUAAAAAAAAUUCUCUGUUAGUGCUGGUAUUGAUAAUUUAGCGUUUUGUGUAGUAAGCGUCCUCAAUGCGAAAAAAGGAUACGUUCGAGUUUUCAUAUAUCUGUUAACGCGCGGGAGCAAUAGUCGAUAGGAAAAAUAUCUUCAUCAUUUUAGUUUGGAAGCCAAUUCUUUGUAGAUAUGUAUCUUUUAUACUUGCGUUAGGUAUUAAAAAUUUUAUUACAGCUUUGUUAAAGUUUCAAUUCUACUCUGAGUGAUGUUCAGUCAAAACAGUUGAAACACUUUUAAUUGUCCAUUUAUGAAUAUUAUACUUAAAACGAAAACGAAAAAAAAAUCAAAUUGCAAUAUCACAAAAAAGUGAAAUUUCGCGCUAGCAUAAGUCAUUUAUCUAUAAACUUAUAGGAAUCUCUAGGAAAGUCUAUCUUGAAUAUAAACUACACAAAUAUUUUUCAAAAAGAAACUUUGUUAUCUGAGGCAACAAAAAAAGUUUAUCAACAAUUAGUUGCACCAAUAUUUCAGGAACGAACUAUAAAACCAAGUUGAGUUACAUCAACUUGAGCCGGAAACUCGAAAAACAAAUAGUACAACCCUUCACCCGUUAGGAAGUUUCCUUCAGGAAUCCGUUGACACAUUUAGGUUAAAAAACAUUAUUUUUACUAAAGACGUAGGAGAACAGUUAUCUGAAGUUACAUCCUACUUAUUGAACCAGAACAUCUUCUAUCCAUCCGUUAUAAAUAUUCUCGGAAUUAGACAUUUCAAAAUAUAGAAAAACAAACAGUUUUUUUUUUCCUGUACACAUUAAUACCGAUAUAUUUCUACAACUCUACAUGCGAGCUGAAAUUUGAAGAAGGACAAAUGGAAUGUAUUCAGAAUACGUUUUGAGCACGUUCCUACCUAUCUUUUCUCCGUUUAUUUUUAGGCUGCAUGAAAAAAAGUUCAACGAAAGCGCCAAUCCAUAUGAGCUAGUCAUUGCAUUGGUCAGACUUUUCGUGUAGAAUUGUACGAAAGACCCUAACGUUUUUAAGAAGUCGACAGAAGCGUUGUGUAUUUACUAGUAGGUACGUAUUGUAUAUAGAAUAUAGUUUGGGGAGGGAGACGUUCAAACAAAUUGUGAAAUCAGGAAGCAAAACCUCAGCGAUGGCAGUCGACAUGGUCGGAUCAAAGCUUUUAACGAGAAAAUAUAACUUGAUAACAAAUUAUCCAUUAAAAUGUUCCGAUAAAGCCCAAAAAUCGGAAGUGGACGAACGGUUCAAAUCAACUUGGAAUUUAGUCUGAGUAUUGUAGAGAAUGAGACGUCAAUAAUGGACAUGAUUAGUUCAAGCACAGCAAAAACGGUUAUGUAGGUAAAUGGUUUGGAAAGUGAAACAACAAGUGCAAAAUCGAAUGAAAUAAAAGUAGAAAUGAUAUAAAACCUUA
This is a messenger RNA of Uranotaenia lowii, 4094 nucleotides long. RefSeq names its product steroid hormone receptor ERR2 (gene ERR). Gene Ontology annotation, molecular function: sequence-specific DNA binding; zinc ion binding; steroid binding. Gene Ontology annotation, biological process: regulation of DNA-templated transcription. The transcript has 7 exons. The record is from RefSeq and is a predicted model, not a curated record. Gene Ontology annotation, cellular component: nucleus. NCBI's taxonomy places the organism in Eukaryota, Metazoa, Arthropoda, Insecta, Diptera, Culicidae. Bases 1077 to 2594 code for a protein of 505 amino acids.